CCGGUUUUCAUUAAAAAUGAUAAUGUAGUGUCCCAUAUGUAGCAUUUGGUUUACUCCAGGUUUGCCUAUAAUGAUUAUGAUCAUUUAAGUUUUGAUCUACGAUGUCUAUUAUUCUUCCAUUUCGGAUAAGACCUAUGUCUUCUCCUUUUCAUGUACUUCGGUUAAUGAAUCAAAGUGGUCUAUAUCGUAGCAAUAGACAGUUAUUAGUUUCUGAUGCUAUUUACGAUACCAGAAAGUAUGGAUCUUUGGCAAUACGUAGGACCAAUACAACAAUGGUCCAACCCACAAGUGAUGCUAAUGUAGCUUCUGGUACCAUACAACGAUACCCAGAGGAUGGAUUACCAACUAAAUGGAUCUAUAGGGAUUUUGAUAUUUCUGUGGCAGCAAUGUUACGCUGCAUUGCCAAGCGUUCACAUAUCGCAGAUAGACCAGUUCAUCUAUCAAUACUUUCAUAUCCUUCCAUAGCAUUAAUAACAUUGCUAUCUAAUUGUUUACGUCACGAUGGUGUAAAAGUGACCACACUUCCUGUUGAUUAUUACCUAUUGAGGCAUAGGUUGGAUUCAUGUCUACCUACUACUUUCAAGAAACAUAUCGUGGAUAACUGGCGAUCUAUUUUGGUCGAGGCGCACAGUGACGCGUUAGUGACAACGGAUGAGUAUUAUUCUAUAGUCUCACCGUUGGGCCGUGAAUUGGGUAUACCUGUCUAUUUGUUGACGGAUCGUCCUGGUCUGUUAUCAGAGGAAGAGUACAUCUCAGCAAAGCGUGCUGGACAUGGAUACUUUGAUUACAUCAAUUGUGCAAAGGGAACCCUACGUGAUAUAGAGUGGUUCUCUCUUCAUUCAUCUACGGAUGGCCCCUCGAGAUCUAUGCUUCAUGUAUUAUCGGAGAUCGGUUCUUGUAACAGCAAGGUGGCAGUACAUAACGUUCAUUCGCUUAAUGCCGAACUAAAUCGUAUUCGUGGUAUUUUGGAACUGAGGAGCGAUGACUGUAUAUUGAAUUGUUUGCCUCCUCAUGGAUUAAGUUUUAUGGUCCACAGCGUUGCAAAUGCAUUUGAUAUUGGUGCUGAUGUUCACCUUCCACUUAAGUUCGUUCCAUUUUCACAAUAUUUGCUUCUAAAACCACAAUUCCCCUUGACUAUUCAUCGUAAUAUAAGCGAUACAGUGAAGCUAUCAUUAGGUCAGUCAGCCUUUGAAUACGUUCGGCAGCGUCGUUUGGCGCCUACGGUUCUCAUGUGCGAUGGAGAAAUGUUUAGGCUACUUGUUCGAUUCAUCUGCUGUGAAGAGUUAUCGACUACUGAGCGUAGUGCUUAUAGCAAGUACUGGUCGAAUUUAUCCCGAGUGUACAUUUUCGAUGAUGGUUGUGAACUCAUUAACAAGCCUUUACACGAUUUGGCAAAGUCAUUUAGCUCAGCUCUCGGGAUUAAACCUGACUUAAUCCAGUUAUAUACCCAGGCUGAGGUGGGAGUCAUAGCUACUGUUAACCUGAGUGACAGUAAUUCUGUCCCAAAGGCACUUCCAGGUUGUAAAUUAAUUGACGGCGAUACAUCUUUAACCGUAGAGGCCUGCACGGAUUCUGUAUUCCAGGGCUAUUUAAAUCGUAUCAAAGCCACAGAAUCCGUUUUCGACGGUAAGAUUGUGCGUCUAGACUUUGCUAAGAAGCUUGGUGCAACCAUAUUGUUGAGACGACACACUGAUUAUGUCCGUUACUUCAAGCGUCGGCGUGAACGCAUGUCACGUUACCCUCAAGGUUACAUAAAGCAGGUUCCUGUACGAACACAAUUUUGGGGUAACUUCACUGGGCGCCGACGUCAUCCUUCGGUGUUAUAGU
Molecule: messenger RNA, 1827 nt
Organism: Babesia bovis T2Bo
Lineage: Eukaryota; Apicomplexa; Aconoidasida; Piroplasmida; Babesiidae
Exons: 5
Coding region: 102-1826 (574 amino acids)
Source: RefSeq, a predicted model, not a curated record